AUGACCCCCGCCCAGCAGGGCAAAGCGGCCCGGUGGAGCGUGCGCUUCUGGUCCGUCUUCGUCGGCAGCGAGCUGGGCCGCCUCGCCGUCGAGGCCCUGCGCAGCCGGAGCGCCGUCGCCAGCGGCCGCCAGGACGUCGCCAGCGCCGAGUACAGGGAGUGGUCCGACACCUGGACGCGCACCCUCGCCCGCCAGAUGUCGUGGUUCCCGCUCACCGUCCACUGGAGCAUGGACAAGGGCUUCGUGCCAGAGAUGGGUAUCGGUCUGCUGGGCAGCAUCCCGGGCAUCGUGCAGAUGCGCCAGUUGUGGAAGGAGACUGCUUGA
Colletotrichum higginsianum IMI 349063 is the source of this 324-nucleotide messenger RNA. Its product is annotated as Peroxin 11C. Lineage: Eukaryota; Fungi; Ascomycota; Sordariomycetes; Glomerellales; Glomerellaceae. The transcript has a single exon. The coding region runs from base 1 to 324 and encodes 107 amino acids. The record is from RefSeq and is a predicted model, not a curated record.